This is a messenger RNA of Daldinia childiae, 609 nucleotides long. Its product is annotated as Endosomal protein P24B. Bases 1 to 609 code for a protein of 202 amino acids. The transcript has 3 exons. Lineage: Eukaryota; Fungi; Ascomycota; Sordariomycetes; Xylariales; Hypoxylaceae. The record is from RefSeq and is a predicted model, not a curated record. Gene Ontology annotation, cellular component: endoplasmic reticulum-Golgi intermediate compartment; Golgi apparatus; COPII-coated ER to Golgi transport vesicle. Gene Ontology annotation, biological process: protein retention in ER lumen; endoplasmic reticulum to Golgi vesicle-mediated transport; intracellular protein transport.
AUGUUAUUCUCGACUAAAACCUUGCUAUUAGCAGCCAGCUUCUUGAAAGCUGCGCUCGCCCACAAUAUCCAGCUUCCCGCCCACGGCCGCGAGUGCUUCCACGAGGAGCUCCACAAGGACGAUGUCAUGACCGUUACUUUCCAGACCGGCGACAGGGAGUUCGGCGGUGCCGGGAAUCUCGAUAUUGACUUCUGGAUCACGAACCCGAUGGGCCAGCACGAAACCUUCCAGAAGGCGGUUUCGAACGGCGACUUCUCGUUUACGGCUAGACACGACGGCAAAUUCCUCUACUGCUUCGGCAACGAACACUGGGGCUCCAACAGCAAGGAGGUAUCGUUCAACGUACACGGAAUAGUAUACGUGUCCGAAGGCGAUGCCCCUCAGGACCCCUUAGAGAAAGAGAUCAAGCAACUCUCCGAACUAGUCGAACAGGCAAGGGAUGAGCAAUCCUACAUCGUCGUCCGUGAACGCACCCACCGUAACACCGCCGAGAGCACAAACAGCCGAGUCAAAUGGUGGAACUUGUUCGUAAUCGGCGUGGUGGUAGGCGAGUCUCUAUUCCAGGUAUGGUGGUUACGAAGAUUCUUCGAAGUUAAACGGGUGGUAUAA